Messenger RNA from Entamoeba nuttalli P19, 1332 nucleotides. RefSeq names its product cysteine protease, putative. Gene Ontology annotation, molecular function: cysteine-type endopeptidase activity. The coding region runs from base 1 to 1332 and encodes 443 amino acids. Gene Ontology annotation, cellular component: lysosome. The transcript is spliced from 2 exons. NCBI's taxonomy places the organism in Eukaryota, Evosea, Mastigamoebida, Endamoebidae. The record is from RefSeq and is a predicted model, not a curated record.
AUGUCAAUUUUGUUUAUCAUUGCUUUUCUGUUCAUAUUCUCUUUUUCAAAACAAACAACUAACACAAAUGAAACUAUAAAAAUAAAUUUUGAAACUUAUUGGAGUAAAUGGAAAAGUGAUCACAAGAAAGUAUAUAAUUCUAUAUCUGAAGAACUAACUCGUAAAGCCAUAUUUCUUUCAAACCUUAAAAGAAUUAAUCAAUUAAAUUCUCAAAGAAUUGACACAGACGAUGCUAUGUUUGGAACAAAUGCUUUUAGUGAUCUAAAACCUGAGGAAUUUGCAAGAAGAUUUAAUAAAAUUAACUUAAAAUCACUUAAAUCAAAACAAACAACUCAUUACAAACUUCCUGUUCCAAGUGGAGAAGUUCCUACACAAUAUUCUGCUUGUCUUCAAAACAAAUUAUUAAGCCAAAAUUCUUCAAACAAUAUAGACUUGUGUGGUGGAAUAGUGAUGGACCAAGGUGAUUGUGGUAAUUGUUAUGCUGUUUCUAAUGCACACGAACUCCAACUAAAAUAUGCUAAUUUAACUUUAACUCAAAGAGGAAAAAUUGAAUAUGAAAUGUUCAGUCCUCAACAACUUAUGGACUGUACAGAGAAUAGUUAUUAUUGUGAAGGAGGUACUUCAGAUGAACCGUUAAUGUCUUCUCAUUACGUUGUAUUUGAAAAAGAUUAUCCAUACGUUUCUUAUUCCAACACCUUAGUUAAUAAUUCUUGUAUCCAUGAUAAACUUACACCAAUGAUGGUUUCAUUUUCAUUAUUUGAUUCAGCACAGAAUUUUGAAGUUUUAAAAAGAAUAAUAUACUAUUAUGGCUCUUUUAUUACUUCUGUAAAAGCAUCGUCUGACUGGUCGUACUACCAUUCUGGAAUUUAUUCACAUAGCUGUACAAAAAAUGUUAUCACUAAUCAUGUUAUUGAGGUUAUUGGUUACGGCAAUCACAAUGGAAAAGAAUAUCUUAUUGCAAGAAAUUCUUGGGGAAAAAAUUGGGGUAUUGAUGGUUUUAUAAAGAUUUCUGCUAAAUCACUCUGUGGAAUUGGAGGUGAUGAUGGUGGAAUGUAUCCAGUGUCUCUUGUCCAACACGCUGAUUUUAGUGAUGUCCCAAAAGGUGUUUAUGGAAAAAAAUCGUAUAAACAAGAGGUUCAACCUAAAUUAUACAAUGGAACUGAUAAGUAUGAUAUUUAUGAACAAUUUCCUGAAGAGUUAGGAAAUUCAUUCUUUGAUAUUAUUAUCAAUUUUAUAGCUACAAUAGUAUUAUACGUUGGUUUAAUUUGUUGGGUAAUUUGCGUCAUUGUCAUUUUAGUUAUGUCCUGUGUUAUUUAUUUAAAUAAAAAUUAA